GAACUGCAUCUGUGGCUGGUGCAGGGCUUCUUGUCGCUCUGCGUAUCACCAAGAACAGGUUAUCAGAUCACACAGUGCUCUUCCAGGGAGCUGGAGAGGCUGCACUGGGGAUAGCAAACCUCAUUGUUAUGGCCAUGAAAAAAGAAGGAAUAUCUAAAGAUGCAGCUAUGAAAAGGAUAUGGAUGGUUGACUCAAAGGGAUUAAUAGUGAAGGGUCGUGCCUCACUAACAUCUGAGAAACAGCAUUUUGCCCAUGAACAUGCUGAAAUGAAAAAUCUAGAAGAUAUCGUUAGAGAUCUAAAACCAUCUGUGCUAAUAGGAGUUGCUGCAAUUGGUGGUGCUUUCACUAAACAAAUUCUUCAGGAUAUGGCUGCUUUGAACAAACGUCCUAUUAUUUUUGCUCUCAGCAAUCCUACCAGCAAAGCAGAAUGCACUGCUGAGCAGUGCUACAAAUAUACAGAGGGCCGAGGUAUUUUUGCCAGUGGAAGUCCUUUUAAUCCUGUCACUCUUCCAAAUGGACAAACUCUCUAUCCUGGACAGGGUAACAAUUCCUAUGUGUUCCCAGGAGUUGCCCUUGGUGUUAUUUCAUGUGGACUGAAACAUAUUGAUGAGGAUGUGUUCCUCACAACUGCUGAGGUAAUAGCUCAGCAAGUUUCGGAUGAGAAUUUACGGGAAGGUCGUCUGUACCCUCCGUUAGUCACUAUUCAGGAAGUAUCACUGAAAAUUGCUGUAAGGAUCGCAGAAGAAGCCUACAAGAAUAACACUGCCUCCACCUAUCCUCAGCCCAAGGACCUAGAAGCCUUCAUCCGCUCUCAGGUUUACAGUACCGAUUACAACAGCUUUUUGGCCGACUCCUACACCUGGCCUGCAGAAGCCAUGAAAGUGAAACUGUAAAUAUUGAAUGAAGAAUGAACAAACUAGCAGCAGCUAGGAAGCACUACAACAUCCAGAACAUCCCUGCCUGGAAAGCCUAAGAAUAGCUAAUUUUUUAAGAUGCAGAAAACUUUUUCUAAAUUGUAAUAUUCAGCUAGAAACUCAGAUCAAGAAAUCCUGUUAACUACACAUCAGAAAAUAAAAAGUUAAUCUGAGAAAUA
Nestor notabilis (Kea) is the source of this 1093-nucleotide messenger RNA. Its product is annotated as NADP-dependent malic enzyme-like. Gene Ontology annotation, molecular function: NAD binding; malate dehydrogenase (decarboxylating) (NADP+) activity; malate dehydrogenase (decarboxylating) (NAD+) activity. The transcript has 7 exons. The record is from RefSeq and is a predicted model, not a curated record. Gene Ontology annotation, cellular component: mitochondrion. The annotation marks the transcript as partial. Gene Ontology annotation, biological process: pyruvate metabolic process; malate metabolic process. Lineage: Eukaryota; Metazoa; Chordata; Aves; Psittaciformes; Psittacidae.